This is a messenger RNA of Eimeria mitis, 333 nucleotides long. RefSeq lists its product as uncharacterized. The record is from RefSeq and is a predicted model, not a curated record. NCBI's taxonomy places the organism in Eukaryota, Apicomplexa, Conoidasida, Eucoccidiorida, Eimeriidae. The transcript has a single exon. The coding region runs from base 1 to 333 and encodes 110 amino acids.
AUGUAUGCGUUGUCUCCUUCUAGUCUGAUGAUUUCUCCCACGAGCCUGAGCCAGCCUACCCUAACCAACUCGUACAUCUUUGUCCCGCUCAUCUGCUCAGCAAUCACCACUGCAGCAGCAGCAGCAGCAGCAACAGCAGCAGCAGCAACAGCAGCAGCAGCAGUGGUAGCAGCAGCAGCAGCGGAAGCGGCAGGAGCAGGGGAAAGAGCAGCAGCAAUGGGAGUUGUAGAGAGGGAGAGGCAGCAGCAGAAGCAGCAAAAGCAGCAGCAGCAGAAGCAGCAGCAGCAGCAGCAGGGACAGCAGCAGCAACACACAACGAAAGAGAGGAGUUGA